AAAAUUGUAAUCUGACCACCCUGCUUUUAAAGUGGACUCGUUCAAAAUGGCAGCGACGAAAAGUUCCGAAUCGAGCGAAUCUCCACAAACUUUAGGUUCUUUAUUCCCACACCCGUCAGUCAGAGGCAGGAAAAAGCGUGUCAGCAAGAAGAACAAGUCUGCAUGGAGAAAGCAUAGCGAUAUCAAGGACAUAGAGGAUUUUCUAGAUGAUCAGAGGCUGCAACUAAGAACCGGUGGUCUUGUGGCAGAUAAGGCAGAUGACAGUCUAUUCUACGUUGACAAACAAAACGACAAUGAACUUGAAGCACCAGUGGCAAAGAAGAGGAAAAAAGAGCUGAAACCACUGAAAAUAGAUCAGAUCAUUGCCGGAGAGACAACUGUCAAACCUGUCACUGGGCAUGAUCCUCCUAUGGGAUCUGGUAAGGUCAGAAGGAAGGAGGCCAAAGCUAGAGAACUUGAGCAGAAGACAGGGUACAUCUCAAAGGAGAGGAGAAAGAAAUUAAAGCUGAACUCUGUACAGGCUGGGUUAAAAAGGCCGCAAGCAGUUAAGGAGUACUAUGACCUCUGGGGCAAUGAUGCAGAGGAAAAGGACACUGAGAAAGAGGAGGAUGAGCAUUAUGCUCAGGUGACUGGCAAGACAAGAGUUAAGGUGCCUGUAAGGACACAGACGCAUGCCAAGAACCCGUCCAUCCUACCCAAGGUGGAGGUGAUCCACCCUGGGGGGUCGUAUAACCCCACGUUUGAGGACCACCAGCAGCUGCUACAGCAGGCAGUACGCACGGAGAGUAAGAAGGUCAAGGCAGAGAAGAAGUUAGAAAGACAGGCUAGACUGCCACCAAAGAGAGAGUGGGCUACUCGUAGAGACAAAAUGAAGGAGUUAACUGAGGGUCUACUUGAGGAGGAGGAUGAAGAAGAUGAGGAUGAAGGGGAGGAACAGGAAGGGGACCAGUCUGUCCCCAAGGCCACCAUCAGGGCAGAAGACAAGAAAACCAGACAGAAGAGGAGAAAGGAGAAGGAACAAAGAGAGCAGGAGCAACAAAAGGUGGCAGACAAGACCAAGAAGGUCCAGGAGCAUGAAGUGAACAGGCUCAAGACUAUCAAGAAAGAGAUCAAUGCCUUAGAGAAGAAGAGGGAGGAAAGACAAAAGAAGAAAGCAGAAAUAAGAACUCAGAAUGCUGAUAAACCCAAGAGACUCGGCAGACACAAGUACGAGGAACCUUUCCCAGAAUUCAAGCUGAGUGAAGAGCUUGUCGGCACACUCAGGGAGUUUAAGCCUGAAGGAAGCGUUCUCAAAGAUCGCUUCAAAAGUCUGCAGCGAAGAAAUAUCUUAGAAACAAGAGUGAAGGCAAAGCGCCAGAAGAAGUACAAGAAGAAAUAUGUGGAAAAGAAGCAGUACAAAGAAAUCAGCAUCAAUGUCUAGCCAGAGAAUGAGGCCUCUUGUCUGCAAUAGUGUGAUUCUUCAUUCAAAUGAAGAAGAUCAUGGAUCCUGGAUUUCCAAAAGGAAGAGAAAGAACCUGUAUCAUUGUAAACGAGGAUACUGGAAGUAAAAGUUGUUUUAGUUUAACAAAGAGGAAGACGUAUACUUUUGGGUCUUCCUGUGAUUUUGAUUUUUAGAAAUGUAUGCUGUUACAUGUACAUGUAUUUCUGUUACAUGUACAUCUGAUUUAUUUACAUCAUAUUGCCAACUUCUGAACGUAGCCUUCACAAGAGGAAAAAGCAGGACAAACUAUACCAUUGCCACUUUUGCUUAUAUGGUUACAAUACAAAGCAUUGAGCAGAUUUAUUUUUAAGAUUUGACAGAAUCACAAGAUAAACCAUUCAGUUACAAAUGACCACACUUGAGCUAGCCAAUGAAACAAGACCAUAGUCAUUAAAGAAGCUCCAUUUACAUAUGCAUUACUGUAUAUUGGAAAAUUGUCAUUAUUCCCUAUGACUUGUGGUGGCUCUGGUAAACGAUUUGUUGAACAAAUCCCCAUUUCCUGUUCGCAGACGUUGGUGGGUACAUGUCAGGUGUUGGAUGUCCAUUGCUCUGCGAUGAUGACAUCAAUGGCGCCGCAGGUGUGCUUGUAGCCCAAAUGCUGAGGCGCAUGUUAGGUAUUAUAACACUUCUGACAUUUGUCAAGUGUCAUAGCUGGAUUCUAUACCUGUCACUCAAAUGUCAGGGGCUGACCCCAUGUAGACCCCUCCAAUACACAUAACAGGCAAUUUACCAAACAGAUGAAUAGAUACUUGAGAGAUGAGACAGCCAAUAUUUACCAUGGUACAAUGUAUCAAAAUAAGAUACACAGUGACGUGAUGGGCAAGUAAAACAAAGAACAGGAAGUAUUCUAUAGAUAGGUUUGUGUAGAUAUGAGAGGAAGGUAUACCUUGAGGAUAACCAAAAUGAUUGGUACAAUGAAGUUAACAGGAAAAAUGCCCAGCAUGACCAAUAAAAAGAUUUUACAAUUAUCCCA
Messenger RNA from Branchiostoma floridae (Florida lancelet), 2453 nucleotides. Its product is annotated as ribosome biogenesis protein NOP53-like. The record is from RefSeq and is a predicted model, not a curated record. Gene Ontology annotation, molecular function: 5S rRNA binding. Gene Ontology annotation, cellular component: nucleolus. Bases 47 to 1420 code for a protein of 457 amino acids. Lineage: Eukaryota; Metazoa; Chordata; Leptocardii; Amphioxiformes; Branchiostomatidae. The transcript has 13 exons. Gene Ontology annotation, biological process: ribosomal large subunit assembly; rRNA processing.